Doryrhamphus excisus (bluestripe pipefish) is the source of this 2853-nucleotide messenger RNA. RefSeq names its product long-chain-fatty-acid--CoA ligase 1-like. Gene Ontology annotation, molecular function: long-chain fatty acid-CoA ligase activity. Gene Ontology annotation, biological process: long-chain fatty acid metabolic process. The record is from RefSeq and is a predicted model, not a curated record. NCBI's taxonomy places the organism in Eukaryota, Metazoa, Chordata, Actinopteri, Syngnathiformes, Syngnathidae. Gene Ontology annotation, cellular component: membrane; endoplasmic reticulum.
UUAUUGUGAAAGGUUUGACCGGAAGUUUAAUUUCCUGACCCUCCCACUCAAAGCUGCGUGCUCGUAGUCAAGCCAGAAGAAGCCGGGGGGAGAACUACUGCUAACAGGUCCAGUCCUGACCUGAAGAGUUCCAUACACUCCUUUAACUCAGGUUGUAGAAGCACUCCGACCUUCAGAGGCAACCUUCACCACACUCUUUAACCACUCCACCAAGCAGCACCAUGUUCAGCCAGGAUUUUCUACCGAAGGUCACUUUGCCAGAUGUGGAUAAUGUCUGUCAGUACCUCAGGGGUCUAUCCAGAUCCACGGUGAUCAGCAUAGGGGCGGUGGCGGCUGCAACGACUUAUUACAUGGCCAGCCGACCAAAAGCCCUGCCGCCCAUUUGUGACCUCCACAUGCAGUCGGUGGAGAUUCCGGGAGGAGAGUUGGCACACCAAUCAGUUCUACUGAAUGGAGACACCCUGAUGACACAUCUCUUUGACGACGCACAAACAAUGUACGAGUUCUUUCUGAGAGGAACUCGCGUAUCCAAUAACGGCCCCUUUCUGGGAUCCAGGAAACCUAAUUGUCCCUAUGAAUGGAUGACCUACCAAGAGGUCUUGGAGAGAACCGAAAAUCUUGGUUCUGCUUUCCUUCACAAGCAACAUUCCAAGACCUCCGACCCCAACAUUGGCAUCUUCUCUCAAAACAGACCAGAGUGGACCAUAGCUGAAUUAGCAUGCUACACAUACUCCCUAGUGGCAGUUCCUCUGUAUGACACACUCGGAGUAGAAGCCAUCAACUACAUUAUUGACAAAGCUUCCAUCGCAACCAUAGUGUGUGAUGUAGCAGAUAAAGUCAACCUAGUACUUGACUGCGUAAAGGACAGGAAACACACGGUAAAAAGCAUUGUUGUCAUGGAGACGCCCGGUGAGGAUCUUGUCAGCAGAGGCAAGCAGGCUGGAAUCGACAUCAUCAGCCUGGAUGUCAUGGAGGCAAUUGGAAAGGCUCACUAUCGCCGACCAGUGCCCCCCCAGCCUGACGACUUGGCAAUCAUCUGCUUUACAAGUGGAACAACGGGGAACCCCAAGGGAGCCAUGUUGACACAUGGAAACAUUGUAUCCAACUGCUCAGCCUUCAUUAAACUCACCCAGGUCAGCUGUCCAUUGGGUCCCACGGAUGUCCAUAUUUCCUUUCUUCCCUUGGCUCACAUGUUUGAGAGAGUUGUCCAGGGAGUGAUAAUAGUUCUGGGAGCAAGAAUUGGAUAUUUCCAGGGUGAUAUUCGUCUGCUGAUGGAUGACGUCAAUACACUGAAACCUACUUUAUUCCCUGUGGUACCUCGACUCCUAAACCGAAUGUAUGAUAAGAUCUUUAGGCAGGCCAACACUCCUAUGAAGCGCUGGUUGCUGGAUUUUGCAUACAGGAAGAAGGAGGAGGAGAUGUCCAAAGGUCUUAUGAGGAGGGACAGCAUCUGGGAUCGACUGGUCUUCAACAAGGUCCAGGCGAGCGUUGGAGGUCGUGUGCGUCUCAUGAUAACCGGAGCAGCCCCCAUCUCUCCCACUGUCCUCACUUUCCUCCGAGCUGCAUUGGGAUGUCAGUUCUAUGAAGGCUAUGGACAGACAGAAUGCACGGCCGGUUGCGCCAUGACCUUGCCCGGUGACUGGACAGCAGGUCACGUGGGUGCCCCCCUUCCCUGUAACAACAUCAAACUGGUGGAUGUGGCAGAGAUGAAGUACCUGGCAGUGAACGGCGAAGGAGAGGUGUGUGUGAAAGGUCCCAACGUGUUCCUGGGUUACUUGAAUGAUCCAGAAAAGACAGCGGAGACCAUUGAUGCUGAUGGGUGGCUUCACACCGGAGACAUUGGGAAAUGGCUUCCUAACGGCACACUCCAGAUCGUGGAUCGGAAGAAGCAUAUCUUUAAAUUGGCCCAGGGGGAAUACAUCGCUCCUGAGAAGAUUGAGAAUGUCUAUGUAAGAAGUGAUGCAGUGGCACAGGUGUUUGUGCAUGGGGACAGUCUGCAGGCUUGUCUUGUUGCAGUGGUGGUUCCUGACCCUGACUCCCUGUCUGAUUGGACUAAGAGGACCAUGGAAAUAGAGGCUAGCUACGAAGCACUUUGUAGCAGAGAGGAUGUCAAGGCAGCCGUCUUGAAGGACAUGGUGCGAGUCGGAAAGGAGUCUGGCCUGAAGUCCUUUGAGCAGGUGAAAGCCAUACACAUCCACACUGAGAUGUUCUCAGUCAGCAACGGUCUGCUCACUCCAACCCUGAAAGCCAAGAGGAAUGAACUGAGACAAUACUUUCGAUCCCAGCUAGACGAGCUGUACGCUGGCAUAAAGAUGUAGAAGAAGAAAAGCGGACCUAGGUGUGCUAUCAAGUGUCACUUUGUUUUAAUGGAAGAUGAUUUCAAGAUAUUUUAAUAGUACCAAAAAGUGUCUGUCAGAAAUAUUUUUCCACAAAGAUUGUAUAAAAAUGAAUGUACAUUUAUUUUCCUAUGCUUGAAUCAAAGAUCCUUUAUGAUACAUAUAUAUUUUCAUUAAGGACGUUUUAAAGGGAAAGGAAGGUGAGUGUGAUAAUAUACACAAAUUAUAACAAAUAUAUUUCAUAAUUGCAAAGAUGAAUCACUUGCACCGCUGAGCAAAUUCAAUGCAACACUUUUAUUGAUAUUUUGUAGCCACAUGUUUGCUUUUUGAUGUGUGAAUAACCUUAUUCCCAUUAACACUUUGUGCCUCAGGAAGUGAAGAACAAAGAGAAAUUGUCUUAAUAUAUUUGUGACUGAACUGGAGGAAGUGACUGUGAUGAGGGUUAUCAUUUCAUUCCAAUAAGACUUAAAAUCAUCCACUGAAAUGUCUGAUUUCAUAUUAAAUGUGAUGUGUGCUU